AUGCCGACGAACAGUCCGGACUGGCCGUCCAGUUGGUCGCCCCCGUCCAAAAAUAUCGCGAACCUCGUCGCGAUCGAGUUGCCCCACGCGAAUCAACUAGAAUUAAACUGCACCAGCAACGCGGACGUAUUCCUGGAAUACCCAUGGGCGUACGUGCCCCGGGAAAUUCUGUCGAGAAUCUCCGGCGAAGCAAACUCCGCCCUGGAGCCCUACAAGGCCCAGAUCGAAGCCUACAAACCGGAAAUGCAUCUGAUUGGUUACGCGUCCAGCGAGCUUCGCUCGACGCACUACGUCCUCUGCCUGACGGAAGACGUCCGCGACGAGAUGGUGAGCCGAAACCGUCAGAUAACGAGAAGCAUCCACGAGCGGGUCACCAGGAUGAUGAGGAAGGCACCUCUGAGAGGUCCAAGCAUCCCCGACGAUCGCCUGGACCACGACGACACCUUCUUCAAAAGCACAAGAUCUCUCUUCGAGAUUGAGAUCAGCCGUAAGUCGUCAGCCCCAAAGGACCCGCCAAACUUGUCGGACAGACCUAGCGAAGCCACCAGAGACGGCUACCUGGACAUCCUCCUGCCGCCCACCUCUAAAUUCUCAAACGUCCGGAUGAAGCUGGUGACGAAAUCCCUCCAGACGAACCUUCCGCGGACCGCGACAAGCGUGCAAACCUACCUGGGCUACCCGAAGACCAGAUGGACUCAAUACGACGACAAAUCACCGUCCAGAGAAAGCGAGAAGCCAGAGCCUGAGAAGCCUACAGAAGAAAGUAGUCCAACAGGUCACUCGGAGCCAAUCACUUCGACCAACGAGAAGACGACACUUCAACCGAGUGUCAACGAGACCCUAGAGAAGCAGGCGGAGUCAUUGAACCUCUUCUUCGAAGCGAGCCUCCCCGGUAUCACAGACUGCAUCAGAUAUAACUCGGAAAUAAACAUGCACUCCGACGACAUCGAGAGCCUUGCCAAAUGCGACGGCAGUCCGGAAGCAUCAAGAGUGAUUGAUUAUGAUCUGCAUGAGAGCUGUUCUCUGGUGGAUUUCAGGGCCACCAGGGGCAGGGUCAUCUCCGACGUCGCUUGGCACCCGAGUCGUCCAGAUUACGUAGCUAUAUCUUACGUCAAAGCCGACAGGUGUGAUCCCAACGAUCUUUUGGGCAGUUUGGCCGGCCAAAUUAGUGUAGUUGCCGUCUUGUGGUCGAUCGCAGAACCUUUGAAGCCGAAGUUGUUCCUGGGGGACUGUAAGAAUAUCAAGGUGAUAUCCUUCUGCCCUUCCAGGGGCUCUGUCCUCGUUGGCGGAACAACCGGCGGACAAAUCGUAAUGUGGGAGUUGUGUAAGACUUUCGAAAUCAUCGAUGAAGGGUUGACGGAAGGCUGCAGUCGAUUGGAAUCUUGCGCCUCGUCAGAUCCUGGGGACUCCCACCUCCUCCCAAUCAGGGCUAUUCACUGGCUGCCGACUUCCUGCAGGCUAGAGCCCAACGGAAAGCUGAGUAAGAUUCCGGAUAACAUGAGCAUGCAAUUCAUGACGGCUUCUGAGGACGGGACAGUCGCCUUCUGGGAUCUUCUCUGGCAGCCGAACAUGGUGACGACUGCCAAGAAUCUCCUGAAUAUCGUGGCUGCUAAGAUGUCGUUGACCGAAGGCUUGGAGAGAUUGGACAACAUCUUCCGUCCGCACUAUCGGCUGCACAUCGUUCCGCCUAAGGAGACGGCUAGUCUUACGGUUUUGGAUCUUUGUCCUGCGGCAGCUGAGGCUUACGAUAGCAUUCAGAUGGAUGUGAUCGAUCCGGAUCUCAACGAAUCUUCGAGGAGGUUGUGGGUCAGCUCGACUCAGGGGGAACUCCUGCUGUGCAGUUGGAAGGGACAGGAGUUCGACGAGAUCUCUCACGAGAAUGUUGACUUCGCUGGUCGAUCUGCUUUAAUUCAUGACGGACCUCUCGUUAAAAUCGUUCGGUCUCAUCACGUAACCGAUGUCCUGCUGACAAUCGGCGGAAGUGUCUUUGCCCUCUGGAAGGACGACUUCCUCAGAAGACCCCUUCUCUGGAGGAAACGUAAUUGCUUGUACACCAGCUGCUGUUGGUGCGACAAGCCCGGAAUCUUCUGUGUGGCUAGAAAAGACGGUGACCUUGAAACAUGGGACAUAUGCCGGAAGACUCGUGAACCGGUCCACGUACAGACUAUUUCUGGAAAGUUGAUAACGGGACUGCACACGGGGUCUUUUGAUUCGAGACUCAUCGGUGUUUGCGAUUACAGCGGUGCUUUCAGAAUAUUCAAGCAAGUGUGUGAAGACAAGUCGAGUGGAUCUGAGAGGAUUGAAUGGCUGAGGAAGUUUGUGGAUCGGGAGGUGGAGAGGAAUCGGGAGUUUUACAGCUGGCAGGACGAUUAUCUCGGGAAUAAUGAGGUGGCUGUGACGAGGAGGGAAGCCAGAGCAGCUGAGGAGGCGAGAAGACGUCAUGAGGAGGCCAGGGAGAAGUUCCUGAAGGAUCAGGAGGAGAUGAUCAGACUCAAGGCCGAACGUCGAGCCCUGAAAAUCCCAAAGUCCAAGGAUACUAUUCUGAGGCUGGAGAAUAUCGAACGAAUGAAGACUGUUUUGCUGCAGAAGAAGGGUUUUGACCCUUGUAAACUUGAUCAAGCGAGAUCUCCGGUGGUUCAACAACAGGAAGAGAAGCUGAUUAGGAUGAUUAAGGCUGAGGAAAAAGUCGCCCAUAGAGACAGUUAUUUCACGCAAGCGUUGGCUGUAGAAUUUCCGGAUGCUUGUGACGACGCCCACGAGGGAGAAAAUGGCAAGACUUGUGAUGACUUCAUGGACGUGAUGAGUGCUUCGAAAGAUGAGGAUGACUAUGCACGGGUGAGGGGGGAAGCGAUAGAAAUUCUCAAGGAGAAUCCGACGAUUCCGAUGUUUGAUUGGAAUGUCGUGAUGAGGGAGAGCCAGCGAAGGAAGGGCUCCCCGAAGAACCAAUAAUUGGCACAUUUGAGGCAAGAUGGACAUGUUUAUUGUCCAGAUAGUCAAGACUAACUAGAAUUUCGAAAUGGAUUUUGUCGACUUCCUUUCACAAAAUUUUUAAAAUCUUUUAUCGCCUGUAGACGGGAUGUAUACUUCCUUGAUUUGUGAAUCAUUCUGUUGUUGAAGUUGAGAAAUUAGUAUAAAUUUUA
This is a messenger RNA of Diachasma alloeum, 3140 nucleotides long. Its product is annotated as WD repeat-containing protein 63. Lineage: Eukaryota; Metazoa; Arthropoda; Insecta; Hymenoptera; Braconidae. Gene Ontology annotation, cellular component: inner dynein arm. Gene Ontology annotation, molecular function: dynein light chain binding; dynein heavy chain binding. The transcript has a single exon. Gene Ontology annotation, biological process: inner dynein arm assembly; cilium movement involved in cell motility. The record is from RefSeq and is a predicted model, not a curated record. The coding region runs from base 1 to 2949 and encodes 982 amino acids.